AUGAGCAAGGGGAACGGCGACGGUCGGAGCGCUUCUCUUAACUUCACCAUCGACAAUAUUCUCAAUUUGAGGCCGGGGACGGAUGAUUCCCGGCAAGACGGGCAUGUAAAGGACGCCUAUGAUGAGGUGUGGGACACCCGGAGGCGGUGCGAGGGUGGAUCCCGGGAAACAGCCCUCAGCCACACGUCGGAAGCGCGGCCCUCCGCAGCUGGCGCUGGCUCCAGCAAGAAGAAGACUCGUACCAUUUUUUCCAAGAGGCAGAUCUUCCAGCUGGAGGCCACGUUCGACAUGAAGCGCUACCUGAGCAGCUCAGAGCGAGCGGGCCUGGCCAGCACGCUGCAGCUCACAGAGACGCAGGUGAAGAUCUGGUUCCAAAACCGACGCAAUAAGCUCAAGAGGCAGCUGUCGGCGAAUGACGACGGGCCGGGCUGCGCGCCGGUGCGCAACUUUUACAAAGAGAGUGACUGUCUACUGGGCGGACAUCUGCUUCCGACGGCCUUCCCCGUCUUCUAUCCCAACACCAUCUACUUCUCCAACGCGGCCAAAUGUUUCGGACUUUUCGAUGCAGAUAGAUGAGUAAAUCCGCACCGCGAAAAACGCCGGGAGUCAAUUUCCACUUGGAUGAAGCAAAAUUGCAAAACAUUUGAGUUCUUUUCAAUGCAUGUUGGC
Syngnathus typhle (broad-nosed pipefish) is the source of this 669-nucleotide messenger RNA. RefSeq names its product homeobox protein HMX1-like. Bases 1 to 576 code for a protein of 191 amino acids. Gene Ontology annotation, cellular component: nucleus. The record is from RefSeq and is a predicted model, not a curated record. NCBI's taxonomy places the organism in Eukaryota, Metazoa, Chordata, Actinopteri, Syngnathiformes, Syngnathidae. The transcript has 2 exons. Gene Ontology annotation, molecular function: RNA polymerase II transcription regulatory region sequence-specific DNA binding; DNA-binding transcription factor activity, RNA polymerase II-specific. Gene Ontology annotation, biological process: regulation of transcription by RNA polymerase II.